Molecule: messenger RNA, 1651 nt
Organism: Nicotiana tabacum (common tobacco)
Lineage: Eukaryota; Viridiplantae; Streptophyta; Magnoliopsida; Solanales; Solanaceae
Source: RefSeq, a predicted model, not a curated record
AUCACAUGAAUACAGCUACUCCAAUACUCGUGAAUGUUGGGAACAAGUUGAGUCUUGUUAUAUGCCUGUAGUACACUUGUACUUGUCUCCGUCUGAUGAUUUCUCAAUUCAAAGGUAGUAGUAUCUUUUUCCACUCUCUACAAAAAUUUCCCAAAAACCUCAAAGCUUUCUCAUCAUCACACGUCCUCGGAAGAAAAAUGGAAUCACCCGCGGACACGCUUCUUUUACUCUCUGGGAAAUCCGAGGAGGAGAAUGACGCGGCAAAGGUACUCAAGAAUAACAAUACCCUUAAAACUGGUGAAGGAGUUGAGCUUGUUCUGCAUUCCGAGGUGAAAUUGGAAAACGACGACGCUUUUCGAAUUGAAGAAUACUUCAACUCCCUUUCGACUAGGCGUUUUGGGAGACUCCUCAUUUACUCUCCCAGAUUGUCCUCUACUCAUGACGUUAUUUCACAAAAUAACUCUGACUUGCCACUUGGUACAGUGUGUGUUGCCGAUGUUCAACUGAAAGGGAGAGGCCGUUCGAGUAAUGUGUGGGAAUCACCAAAGGGUUGCCUUCUGUUUUCUUUUUCAAUACAAAUGGAGGACGGUAGAGUGGUGCCACAUAUACAGUACGUUGUCUGUCUUGCCAUGACAGAGGCCAUUAAAGCUGUCUGUUUGGAAAAGGUAGUGUAUUUGAACAAUGCUAACUGGAUGCAGAUGGAAAAAAGAGGAGUGGGAACCCCAGAGCUUGAUGUUCGAAUAAAGUGGCCAAAUGAUCUGUAUUUAGGUGGCGUUAAAGUGGGUGGCAUUCUUAGCACAUCGGUAUAUAGGUCGAAGAAGUUCUAUGUUAGUGCUGGAGUUGGAUUGAAUGUCGGGAAUGAGAAGCCUACUACAUGCUUGAAUGCUGUUUUAAAGAAAGUGAAUCCUCUCUCACGUGAAUUGAAGAGAGAAGAUGUUAUUGCAGCCUUUUUCAAUAAAUUUGAGAACCUGUAUGAUGUUUUCUCAGAACAAGGAUUUCAAGCUCUUGAAGGAUUGUAUUAUAGGACUUGGUUACACAGUGGACAAAGGGUUAUUGUGCAGGAGAGAAGUGGUGAUCAGGACCAAUUUGUUGAAACUGUAGUCACCAUUCAGGGUUUGACAUCCUCAGGGUACUUAUUAGGAAUCACAGAUGAUGGUCAAAUGUGUGAGCUACACCCAGAUGGCAACAGUUUUGACUUCUUCAAAGGGCUUAUCAAAAGAAAAAUGAGCUGAAGGAAAGCACAGUAUGAUUUCUGCCUGCAUAUGGUGACUUUUUUUUAAAAAAGCACUAUUUUAAAACCAAACACUAAGAAAGAAAAGUCUUUCGGUUUCUGUUCAAUUUUCGGGGCAGUUGCUUUUUCCUCUGAAGAAUCUAGAAUUACUUAUUACUUCAAUGAUUUAUUUUGUUCAAAUAGUCUAAAAAAAUUGAGGAGGAAUAAUUCUUUGUUAGAGCAGCUCCUUAGCCCUGCUGUAGACUUAUUAGCAUGAGGACUUUGAGGUGCAAAUACACAGAGAAAUAGGGACAGAGGAGUUUAAACAAUAAUUACAAGUUAUAGCUGUAAUUCUUCAAAAGGAUGAUGCUAUGAUGGAACACCAACAACAGCAUUUGCUUCUUCUGUUGGUAAUAAAUAAAUAGCAAAUGCUAUGUCUUA